Molecule: messenger RNA, 246 nt
Organism: Ficedula albicollis (Collared flycatcher)
Lineage: Eukaryota; Metazoa; Chordata; Aves; Passeriformes; Muscicapidae
Product: barrier-to-autointegration factor-like
Exons: 1
Molecular function (GO): DNA binding
Source: RefSeq, a predicted model, not a curated record
UCUGUCCCUCUGUCCCCCUGUCCCUCUGUCCCUCUGUCCCCCCAGGCGUACGUGGUGCUGGGGCAGUUCCUGGUGCUGCGCAAGGACGAGGAGCUGUUCCGGGAGUGGCUCAAGGAGACGUGCGGGGCCAACGCCAAACAGAGCCGGGACUGCUCGGGCUGCCUGCGCGAGUGGUGCGACGCCUUCCUCUGAGCCCCGGCCCCGCCCUGCGCCCCAAACACAGCCCUGCGCCCCAAAAUCUCGCCC